GAGUCCAUACAAACUCAUCUUAUCCUCCUCCUUUCUGGACACAAUCUUCCCACAUCACCUCCUUCCUUGUCUCUCUGAUUUAACAGACUUCCAAACUCGUCUCCACCACCCCCGAAAACCAACAAUGGCUGCAGCAGCAGCAGUGGGCUCAGCUUUCUCCACAUCUCUUCACGCACUCAAAUCCCUGCGUUCAAACAAGCUCCAAUACCCAUUUGAUCAUUCCCUUCUCAGACUAACCCCACCUUCACCUCUCCCUUUAACAUCUUCAUGUGCCAUCGAACCACUCAUUUCGUGUGCCGGUCUUCCCCACAAGUUGCGUCUGCUCAAAACAUCGGCGGCUGUUGCGCAGGAAGAGGCGGCUGCUCCCGCCUCCGUGGAGGAAGGAGAUGCGGAUGCUGGUAAUCAGGCUGAGAGCAGCAGUGAAGGUCCUGUUAACACUAAACUUUACUUUGGGAACUUACCUUACAAUGUCGACAGUGCAAUGCUAGCUGGGAUCAUACAAGACUAUGGUAGCCCGGAGCUUGUUGAGGUUCUUUAUGAUAGAGAAACUGGAAGAAGCAGAGGUUUUGCAUUUGUGACAAUGAGCAGUAUUGAAGAUUGCAACACAGUUAUUGAAAAUCUUGAUGGAAGUGAAUAUUUAGGUCGAACUCUGCGGGUAAACUUCUCCGACAAGCCUAGACCAAGACAACCUUCGUAUCCUGAAACUGACUAUAAACUUUUUGUUGGGAAUUUAUCUUGGUCAGUCACAUCCGAAAGCUUGACAAAAGCUUUUCAAGAAUAUGGAAAUGUAGUUGGAGCACGGGUUCUGUACAAUGGGGAGACAGGAAGGUCGCGUGGCUAUGGUUUUGUGUGCUACUCAACCAAAUCAGAGAUGGAAGCUGCUCUUCAAUCUCUUAAUGGAGUGGAACUUGAAGGACGGGUAAUGCGUGUAAGCCUGGCUGAAGGGAAAAAAUCAUAGGAUCUUCUAGUUUGAAAAUGUAACAUUGAAGAGAAAGAAAGUCAAGCUAUAUGGUGUAACUGAGUUUGACAAUGAAUGACUUAUUCAUUUCGUAUGAUGUAUAUAAUCAGGAAAAUUCUUUGCAUUUGUAUCUAUCACAGGUACACCAGACAGUGUAACACUUGAGAAACUAGUAUUUGCUUGCAAAAGCU
Messenger RNA from Carica papaya (papaya), 1149 nucleotides. Its product is annotated as RNA-binding (RRM/RBD/RNP motifs) family protein. NCBI's taxonomy places the organism in Eukaryota, Viridiplantae, Streptophyta, Magnoliopsida, Brassicales, Caricaceae. Gene Ontology annotation, cellular component: chloroplast thylakoid membrane. Gene Ontology annotation, molecular function: mRNA binding. Gene Ontology annotation, biological process: chloroplast rRNA processing. The record is from RefSeq and is a predicted model, not a curated record.